Molecule: messenger RNA, 16465 nt
Organism: Leucoraja erinaceus (little skate)
Lineage: Eukaryota; Metazoa; Chordata; Chondrichthyes; Rajiformes; Rajidae
Gene: chd6
Product: chromodomain helicase DNA binding protein 6
Exons: 37
Coding region: 549-8822 (2757 amino acids)
Molecular function (GO): protein binding; ATP-dependent chromatin remodeler activity; ATP binding
Source: RefSeq, a predicted model, not a curated record
AUUUAUUUGUGAUGUAGCUUCUUGAUUUACUGGUGGAAAUUUGAAUAUGUAUAAGCAAAUAUUUGAUGCUAGCUUUGUGCACCCUCCCCCGCACACUCAGUAAUAAUGGUGUUCGAGCUGCCCUGGAAUUCCUACUCGCAGUCUCAACCCAGGAUGAACUCGUCCCGAUGUAGGCUCCAUUUAAGCAAGAUAUUUAAUUUGUAACAAGAAUACUCUGUAGAGUGUCUUUGGAGAAAAGGUGCUGAAAGAUGUGUUUUUUGAGGGAGAUGGGUGGGCAGAUUGAAGCCUGUUUAUGUUGAACGGGAAGAUAUUGAUUUUAAGUGCUGGGUCCUGCAUUGAUUCUUGUCCCCUACUGUGCAUGCAACGUAAUGCUGCAGUAUAUCAGGAGGAGGGGAAGAAAAGCAAUUUGUGCAGUGAUGUAGAGAGAGAGAGAGAGAGAGAGAGAGAGCGUGAGCGUGAGUGAGCGAAAGCAUCAAGUGUUGACUGUGAUGCAGACGUCUGGCUUUUCCCCGCUGAACUGGAGACAAUCUGACUAAGGAUGGUUGGAAAUGGCCUGCUUUUUAAUGGGGGUCGACACUGCUCUAGCUUACCCCGGUGAGGUUAGAUAUCAGCCUUUCACUUCAAAGACCUCCAAGCAGCCUCUGACACCCAGUGCCUCAUCUGUCGGUGAACACGCAGUCCAGUUCUCGCACACCAGCACCAAGGACCAACCAAGCCCACACAGUCCAGCCAGCACUCCAGAUGCUGCCAGUUACCUGGUUGAGAGCAGCAGCAAAAAAGUUGCACUUUGUGCACAGUUGGAUGUGAGUGUGGACCAACCACCGCCGCUCACCAAGGCCGAGGAUGUCGGUAUGGGGAUUAAGAAAAAGAGAAAGAAAAAAGAACUAAAGGAGGAUGUCAGCAGUGAAAUGGUAACCGAUGCACCCAAACCAAAGAAGAAGAGAAAAGAGCCUAAGUGUGAUAAGGAACCGAAAGAGGGCAAAGCUGCAAAAGAGCCUAAGGGCUCAAAAGGAGCAAGGAACCGUGGGGAACCUAAGGAACCUAAAGGUACCAAGGGGGCCAAAGAGCCGAAGGAACCUAAGGGUGCCAAGGAACCCAAGCAGCUGAAAGAGCCAAAAUGUAAAUCUAACGCUACACCCAAAAGCAAGACCAGCAAGAAAGCCAGCAAAGAACAAGGCCCAACACCAGCUGAAAAGAAGAAGAAAGGGAAAAGGAAAACUGCUGCUCCGGCAGAGAAUUCUGAACAUAAGCAUUCGGCGGAAAAGACACCUGUGGCCACAGAGGAGCUGACAGAUGCACAGAAGCGACGAUCAGGCCGUCAAGUAAAACGAAGGAAGUACAAUGAAGACUUGGACUUCAAAGUUGUCGAUGAUGCCGGUGAAACAAUUGCUGUACUGGGAACAGGGCGGAUUUCUCCGAGCUCUGGGUCCUCACAGAAAGGAAAUCAGACGACGGAAAGUCAGGAGGAGGACGAGUCUGCUGUCAUUGAGAAGAUCCUGGCUCAGCGAAUGUUACCGAAAGAGACCCCUGGUGCGAGCAUAGAGGAAGUCGAAGAAUUUUACGUCAAAUACAGGAAUUACUCAUACCUGCAUUGUAAAUGGGCCACAUUGGAGGAGCUGCAAAGGGAUAAAAGGAUUCACCAGAAGAUCAAGCGUUUCAGAGCCAAGCAGGCUCAGAUGAAGAACCUUUUUGUUGAGCCUGAUGAAGAGCCCUUUAAUCCGGAUUACAUAGAGGUUGAUCGGAUCUUGGACGUCGCACAUACCAUAGACUCUGACACUUCAGAGCCUGUGACUCAUUACUUGGUGAAGUGGUGCUCUCUACCCUACGAAGAAAGCACUUGGGAGCUAGUGGAAGACAUCGACCCCGUAAAGAUUCAGGAAUAUGAGGAGUUGCAGAUUGUGCCUGAAAUCUCACAUGUGGAGCGGCCUCCUGCUGACACAUGGAAGAAACUGGAGCUGACACGGCCGUACAAAGCGGACAAUAACCUCAGGGAAUACCAGCUGGAGGGAAUGAACUGGCUGCUGUUCAACUGGUACAACAGAAAAAAUUGCAUCCUGGCGGAUGAAAUGGGUCUGGGGAAGACAAUCCAAUCAAUUACAUUUCUGUAUGAAAUAUACUUGAUGGGAAUCCGGGGCCCUUUCCUCAUUAUUGCACCUCUCUCCACAAUAGCCAACUGGGAGCGGGAGUUCCGCACAUGGACGGAGGUAAAUGUCAUCGUGUACCACGGCAGUCAGAUCAGCCGCCAGAUGAUCCACCAGUAUGAAAUGCACUACAAAGAUUCUGAGGGCCUCCCCAUCCAGGGCAUUUUCAAGUUUAAUGCAAUAAUUACCACUUUUGAAAUGAUUUUGGCUGACUGCCCUGAGCUGCGAAAAAUCCAGUGGAGUUGUGUGAUCAUCGAUGAGGCCCAUAGGCUGAAGAACAGGAACUGUAAACUGCUGGAGGGUCUCAAGCUCAUGGCUUUGGAACAUAAAGUUCUACUGACUGGAACCCCUUUGCAGAAUACAGUGGAAGAGCUAUUCAGCUUAUUAAAUUUUCUUGAACCCGUUCACUUUCCUUCUGAGUCCAUGUUCAUGGAGGAGUUUGGAGACCUGAAGACCAAUGAGCAGGUGAAGAAGCUACAAGCAGUAUUGAAACCCAUGAUGCUUCGAAGACUGAAAGAUGAUGUGGAGAAAAAUCUGGCUCCAAAGGAGGAGACCAUCAUUGAGGUGGAACUGACUAACAUCCAGAAAAAGUAUUACAGGGCCAUCCUGGAGAGGAACUUCUCUUUCUUGGCUAAAGGAGCUAACCAGGCUAACAUGCCAAACCUGCUGAAUACCAUGAUGGAACUGAGAAAAUGCUGUAACCAUCCCUACUUGAUCAAUGGUGCUGAGGAGAAAAUCCUGGAUGAGUUCCGUGAAGUGCACAAUCCUGAGGCUCCUUAUUUCCAACUGCAGGCCAUGAUCCAGGCUGCAGGAAAGUUGGUGCUGAUCGACAAGCUGUUGCCCAAACUGAUAGCAGGUGGGCACAAAGUGCUGAUCUUCUCUCAGAUGGUUCGCUGCUUGGAUAUACUUGAAGAUUAUCUCAUCCACCGACGGUACACCUAUGAGCGGAUCGAUGGCAGGGUACGGGGGAACUUGAGACAGGCUGCCAUUGAUCGCUUCUCCAAACCAGACUCGGACCGCUUUGUGUUUCUGCUGUGCACCAGGGCAGGAGGUCUUGGUAUUAAUCUUACUGCUGCAGACACUUGUAUCAUCUUUGAUUCGGAUUGGAACCCACAGAACGACCUGCAGGCUCAGGCUCGUUGUCACCGGAUAGGACAGAGUAAAGCAGUUCAAGUGUAUCGCCUCAUAACCCGUAACUCGUACGAGCGAGAGAUGUUCGACAAGGCCAGCCUCAAGCUGGGUCUAGACAGAGCAGUCUUGCAAGCAAUGAACCGCAGAGGAAACACCAACGGGGUGCAGCCAUUGUCCAAGAUUGAAGUAGAGGAUCUUCUUCGUAAAGGAGCAUAUGGAGCCCUAAUGGAUGAGGAGGAUGAAGGAUCAAAGUUUUGUGAAGAAGACAUUGACCAGAUCUUGCUUCGGCGAACUCGCACAAUCACCAUUGAAUCAGAAGGGAAGGGUUCAACAUUUGCAAAGGCCAGUUUUGUAGCUUCGGGCAAUAGGACGGACAUCUCCCUGGAUGACCCCAACUUUUGGCAAAAAUGGGCCAAAAUUGCAGAGCUGGAUAUAGAGUCAAAGAACGGCAAGGACAGUUUGGUCAUCGACACACCACGUGUCAGGAAACAGACCAAACACUACAAUUCGUUUGAGGAUGAUGAAUUGAUGGAGUUCUCUGAGCUUGACAGUGAUAGUGAAGAUAAACCUUCAAGGUCUCGCCGUCUCCACGACAAGACACGGCGGUAUCUCCGGGCCGAAUGCUUUCGGGUGGAAAAGAACCUGUUGAUAUUCGGGUGGGGGCGAUGGAAGGACAUCCUGUCGCAUGGACGCUUCAAAUGGCACUUGACAGAGAAGGACAUGGAGACCGUUUGUCGCACCCUCCUGGUCUAUUGCCUGAAGCAUUACAAAGGAGACGAGAAGAUUAAAAGUUUCAUCUGGGACCUUAUCACUCCUACAAAAGAUGGACAGAAUCAAGCACUGCACAAUCACUCAGGGUUGUCAGCUCCUGUGCCCAGGGGCAGGAAAGGCAAGAAGCUGAAAACCCCACUGUCCCAACCAGAGCUGAAGAACGCUGACUGGAUGGCCAGCUGUAACCCAGAGGUGCUUUUCCAUGAUGAUGGCUAUAAGAAACAUCUCAAACAGCACUGCAACAAGGUCUUGCUGAGAGUCCGAAUGUUAUAUUAUCUCAAGCAGGAGGUGCUGGGGGAGGCCGCUGACAAAGCUUUGGAUGGUGUUGAUGCAAGUAAGCUGGAAGUCUGGAUGCCUGAGGUUGACUACAAUGAUAUCCCAGUUGAAUGGUGGGAUGGAGAUUGUGACAAGUCCAUGCUCAUUGGAGUUUACAAACAUGGUUAUGAGCGAUAUAAUGCGAUGAGAGCUGACCCAGCACUCUGCUUCCUUGAGAGGGUGGGCAUGCCUGAUGAGACCUCACUGGCAGCCGAGCAAGGAGGUGUUGACCUGCCAGCAGACAUAAGCGAAGGGGUUGACCUUUGUAAAGGUGAUGACUCCGAGUUGAAGUCUGAUGGCCAGUUCAAAGAUCAGCCAGAUGAAGAUGUAAAUUCCUGCAUUGAAUCUGGGAUUUUGGAGAAAGGGGAAGACUCAAUUUUAGGUCAGAAUGGUGCAGACAUGGACCGUCCCCAGUGGCCGGUGGCUUCAGUGCUCACAGCUCGUCUUCGUCGCCUCAUAACCGCCUACCAACGCUGCAAUCGCAAGGAGCUGGUGAGAAUGGAGUCGCAGGCGCGCAAUAACCGGCGUCGCUGGUAUCCACAGGAUGAGAUCUGGGGAAGGGUGUCAGAAAUGGACAUUGUUACCAUGGAAAUCCAGCAAAGGUGGACAAGGAGGGAACAGACAGAUUUCUACCGUGUGGUCUCGACGUUCGGUGUGGUGUAUGAUCCAGACAAGAAGCAGUUUGACUGGAACCAGUUCCGCAGCUUUGCCAGGUUGGAGAGAAAAACGGAUGGAAGCCUAGAGAGGUAUUUCCGAAGCUUCGUGGCCAUGUGCCGGAAUGUUUGCAGGCUGCCUCAGAGGAAAGAAGAGGCUUCAGAUCCAAGCAUUUUUGUGGAGCCCAUCACGGAGGAACGAGCUUCGCGGACUCUGUACCGGAUAGAGUUGCUGCGCAAGGUUCGUGAGCAAGUUCUGCGGAGCCCGCAGCUGAGCGAGCGGCUGAAGCUGUGCCGCCCCAGCCUGUACCUGCCGGUGUGGUGGGAAUGCGGUAAACAUGACCGUGACUUGCUCAUAGGCACUGCCAAGCACGGCCUCAGCAGGACGGACUACUACAUCCUCAACGACCCUCAGCUUUCCUUCCGCGAGGCUCACAGGAACUACGUACAGAACGGGAACACCUACUUCCAGACAGUGCCGGCUCCUUGCAGCCAGUCCUCCCUCAAUUUCAGCCAGUCUGCUUCUCCUGCCUCCACUGUGCUCACUCUGGGGGAGAAGGACAACAUUGAGCAGAUGGACGCGGAGCAGGAGAAGCUGGAGGAGGUUUUGGAUGUGCCGAGCCCCUCGGCAGGAACGCUCAGAGACUGUGCCGAAGUGAAGAAUGAAGAGGGUGCAGCUGACCCUGUAAACAAGUGCAGCGCUGCUCAAUCUAGUCUCAGUCUGUCUGAGGCAGUGGCUGCAGGGAACGAAUGGGGAGCUGUCAACUGCACACAGACCAAGUUUUACCCUAUGCCAACAACACACGUCAAAUCUGAAGAGACGAAUGCCGUGGACGGAAUGUGUGCAGAGGGUGAUGGCGAGGAAGGUUUACUGAAGCCUGUGCUGGAAUCUUGCAGCCGUGGAGAAACCAUGUUCCAGAGAAAUCUACAGCCUGUGUGUGUUGCUGCUGCCUCACCAAUAAACUGUCUGAACUUGCUGCUGGUACAAUCCAAUGGUGUGUUGGAAGUGCCGUCUGUACCAGAGGAGAUGAUGGAUAGUUCGGCACCAGUGUGUGGUGUGCAGCCUGUGGACCCGGUGCCUGGUGCCGUCCCUCCGUGUCACCUUGUGCACGACAAGCAGGUUAAAGCUGAGAAUGAGAGCUCGAUGGAAGUCAGUGGUGGGGAGAGCCCCAUAGGUGAACACGUUUAUGAUCUGCAGGCUAACUGCCCGGGCGUGUGCCUCACACAGACCACAGCCAAUAGUUCCAAUAGACCAUGGAAUAGAGCCAGCCAGCUGGCUGAGUCCAACUCUCCAGUUACUGCACCUGUAAGUCCACAAGCCACCAAUGGGUUGAAGCUGACUGAAGCUGUGGCGGGCACAGACCAGCAAGGUGUGGCUGUGAAUGAGACCUGUUCAGCAGAAACGGAGGAGCUCGUGGCCUUUACAAAUGCUGAAUCAGACCAUCCUCCGUUCGUGAAGGUAGCCGUGCAAAGCCUAACGAGCACUCCGUCGCUCGGAACUGCUUACUCGUUAAUGAAGACGGUGCAGGCUGAGCCAGAUCCAUCCUCAGCCCAUGAUGGCAUCGUUCCCAUAAAGCGGGAGCUGACAAUCAGGCACCUCCUCGAGGACUGCAUGAAGGAUGAUCUCUGUAAAACAGAAGAGAAAUCCGAGGAAGAUAAUUCACAACCUGAAGUUAUCCCGCUGAAGAGUUUUGAUGAGGAGAGCAACACAUCUGCCAGCCUGGUCCAAGAUGAGAUCCAGGACACCCUCCUGCAGGACAUCCGCGAGCCAACCAUCGCACAACUGCUGCAGGAGAAAACACUCUACUCGUCUGCUGAGUGGCCCAAGGAUCGAGUUAUCAUAAACCGCAUCGACAACAUCUGCCACGCUGUGCUGAAAGGAAAAUGGCCAUCAGCACAACAGCAGAACCUGGAAGCUGCUGGUGUAAUGUACUCCAUGGCUGCCCCAGCAGACAGUCUGAACGUGAGGAGCUGCCUCAGUGUCCCUGUGCAGGCUGCACACACUCUCAGCUUUGCUGACGGCUCUGUCUCCUCCCAUCAAUUUUCAAAGGAGAGCCUACUUGCAUUAACGUUCCCGAGGGAUCAGAGGAGGAGAAGGCGGAAGUAUGAGUUUGAGACAGAUCGAGGUGCAAAGAGGAAGAGCCAGGAGGAGGCUGCCUCCAUCCUCACUCAUCCGCCUAUCAUUUUGAAUGGAUGGCAGGAGACUGCCAUGGACCUUUCCAAGGCAGCGGAAGAGGUGCCUGGCUCUGUGCCAGUCAUCAUCAGUGCGAGCACCCCCAGGCUGAGCUCGCUGGACCCCUCGGCUGCUUUCAGAGCAGAUAUGGCCGGGAUCCUGCAGGCAGGCCUCGUCCAUCCCGUCACAGGUCAGGUGAUCAACGGCGCCUACAGAGGAGAAGACACCUCGCGCAGAAAGAGAGGACGGAGGAAGAACGUCGAAGGUGUUGAUAUCCUCUUCAUGAAGGAGAAGAAACCAGAGAUGUUGGUAGGUUUCAAGGAGAGCGGUCUGUCGAAGCAGCUUUUCUCUGGGGUAGCUCACUCCACCGACAACAUGGCCGGCAUGAUGAUUAAACUGCCUCAGGGCAAGCAGCAACUGGGAAACGAGGAGGAAGAGAAAAACAAGAGUCUGAUUGAGUGGCUAAGGCAGCAUCCCACCUACACCAUGGAUGUGUCCAACCUGGCUCCCAAUUGCACGGCUAUUUUACACAGCCUUUCGGAGCGACCAAAACAAAGGAGGCAUCGCUGCAAGGAUCCUAGUAAACUGGACAUCAACUCGCUGACUGGGGAGGAAAGGGUGCCUGUCGUGCAUAAGGGAAGUGGAAGGAAGCUGGGGGGCGCGAUGGCACCGUUGCUGAAGGAGCUGGCAACAUGGCUGGACGCAAACCCAGAGUACGCUGUCGCACCCGAGUGGGCGGAAAUCGUGAAACACUCGGGCUUUCUACCGGAGAACAAGUUUGGCCGCAUCUUGACGGAGCCCGUGGUGAAAGAGACGGGUGCCAGGAAGCGGGGAAGGAGACCGCGGAGUGAGAUGGUCAAACCUGGCGUCCUUAUGGGUGACACCACCUCGGCAAUGGGACCAAUGUUCAUGAACGGGCUCAUCGCUGGGAUGGAUCUCGUGAGCCUUCAGAACCUGAGAAACAUUCAUAACCUUCAGCUGGCCGGGUUGAUGGGAUUCCCAGCGGGAUUUGCUGCUAUCCCCUCGGGAGAGGAUGGCAAGAACAGCCUGAACAUGUUGCCUAUGAUGCUCCCUGGGAUGGCUGGGAUGUCGCACGUGUUUGGCGUAGGGGGAUUGUUGAACAGCCCAUCGAUGAUGUCAAAUACCAGCACUUCAUGUACGUCUACGUUGACGACAAGUGUUUCCUCUAAAGCAAAUAAAGGCAGCGAACAGCACAGUGGUGCUGCCGAGUCAAGGAAACACGAGGAUGGAUCUUUGUCAGGGGAGAAACCAGGUCCGAGUUCAUCUUUCCCUGACUCUGGAGAAGCCAGAGUCACCACCAGCAAUGCGUUACCCAUCAACCCAUUCCUGCUGCACAGUAUGCCUGCUGGAUUAAUAUACCCUUCCAUGUUCCUUCCGCACGGUGUUGGCAUGGCAAUGCCUGGCUUUGCACACUCUGAGGGAGACACCACUGGAAGCCCAAAGAAGAAGAGGAAGAAAGCCAAGGACGAGGCUGCAACUGAGGGAACUGAACCCUGCCCACAGCUCAUAAACGUUGAGGAGAGCAUGAGAAAUUCAACAGACUUCACUGCCGUACAGGACAGUUCUGUGCAGGAAACUCAGAAAAACUCUGUAGAUGGUACCCAGAAUGCCGAGUAGAAUUUCUAUUUACUUUUAGGUCAACUUUAGAUUUUCUUGAUUUAAAAUUUUAAACCAUGUUUAUGACCCCUUCCUGCCUCGAACUGUUCUCUUCUCCACACCUCCUACACCCCCCCACCACCAAUCCUCCUCUCCACUCACACUGUGUGGGGUUAGGAAUCUAAAGCAGUUGUGUUGAAAUACACUGAGGUUGCUUUAAUGGUCAAUUUUAAUUGGUGACCGCAUUCUCCAUAGCACAAACUACGCUUUGAUUGUUGCUUCAGAGAUUAUGGGGGACAAGUAACGGGGAUGGGAGGAGAGAGAGUAGGAAGGCAAAAAUGUCCUGAUUUUUCACCACAUAGAUAUCACUCAAGGGGGGCCAUCAACAGUUACUUGAUGCCUCUUGCUCUAAGCUCUAGUUUUGUCAGUAUUCACCUUACUUUUUUUGUAAUACACUGGUCUCAGGAGAGGAGGGAGGAAUCUGCCAGUUGAACUCUCCCUGGCUGGUGAGAUUGAAAGAGUUCUAUGUGCUUGUCCUGCCUUUCCACAGUACCAGUGGCCUGUUGGUUAGUCUGUUCUCUAAUUGUGCUGUGGCUUUGUGCUGCAGUUCAGGAAACUCUUUCUAGGAGUUGCAUACACCACACAAUAGCUGUUCCACUCUCUCUUCUGUUAGUACUGAUUGGAGCAUUUGAUGUUGGGAGAAAGGAUGAGGAGAAUAAAGAUCACUACCGUGACCCUUCUUCAGAACGAAUCCCCUUGAAAAGUUUGCAAAUUAGACUUUUAAAAGAUACCUUGUCCGCAACGAUUUUACAGCAAAGCAUGUACAGAAUUGUACUUUCUCUGAAUUAAGGAACCAGUUAAAAAACUCAGUGACAAACGGAGGGGAGUGGUGUUGCAAUCUCAGCAUGGCGCACACACAAACCAAGAUCUGGUGAGAGUGAGCUUGUAGCCCUGUAUGACACACAGAUCAGCAGGUUAUGUUAAGCCAAGCAGAUGUAAAUACUGGUGCUAAUCUAUAAAGGUACAUUGAUGCCGUAAAACUCCAAAUAUAGAUUAGUUGCUUUUAGUAAAUACAGAGAUGCCGGAAGUACGCAAUAGGUUGGAUGGCAGCUAUGGAGAAAAAGUAAAAUAGUUACUGUUUCAGAUCUGUGGCUCUCAUGAGUUCUCUAGAAAAGUCAUUACCCUGAAACAGGAACUCUUCUCUCCCCAUAGUUGCUGCCUGAUCUGCUGAGUGUUUGCUGCAUUUGCUGGUUUGGUCUCUGAUUUAAUCUGCAGUGUUUUGCGUUUCCAGUAGUUGCUAGUGACUAUUUCUCGCUAAACUUGCUGAGGAACUGACAAGGUAUUUUCCCGAUAUCACGCCUUGCUUUUGUCUGCUGUCGGCAGCCAGAAUCCGUAUCAGUUCUGUCUGCUCAUCUUGUCCGUGUGUCAGCAGGCUGGUGCUCAGUAACCAGACCUGCCAAAAGUCCCAUCUCCCUUCCCCGUCACACACCUCCACCCUCUGCACCAAAUCUUCUCAGACGAUGUGACACAUUUUGGUAGUAUUGCCAGCACCUAUAGUGAGGUGUUGGGACACUGGUUUCCCUGUAGCAAGAAGAUUCUGAAUCGUACUGUAGCAGUUCUGUGUAAUUAUAAAAUUAAAUACACAGUGGGUGUGUGAAUGGAAGAUGAGGUUGUCUGUUACUGUAUGACACUUGUUUUUUGUAUUUUAGUUGUUUUAUGAGGGGUGGGAAGGGAGCCAAAUUAUAAUCAAGUAUUUUCUGCCUUUAUUUUGCCUUUAGUUUAGUUAGUAAAUUGUUGUUAUUGAUUUUUAAACAAAAAACUUUUAAAAGGAUCACUGAAGACCAAUUUUCUUGAUGACUCUUUCUGAAUCUAAUCCAUUACAAGUUGGUCUCUUGUUUCAGAGUGGGUGGCAAUGUAUAACCCUCGUAACUUGCUGGAACACUGGGAAGAUGGCCUGGGUUAGUAUUAUUUGUUAAAAUGCCCCUGUUCUCUGCUCCACAACCUCCCACCUUCCAACAUGUAGCUCAGAAGAUGGCGGAAUGCAAGCGGUGUAAUUAUGGCUAAUGAACAGAAAGGAAUAUCCUAUAAAGAAGUGAUAUCACGGUGGCAGCGUGCAUUGAAAGAGUCUCUCACUCCAGCCCCUUCCCCUUGACCCAGGCUUUGCUGCUUUGACCAUACCAGCAGGUGGACACUGGCUUCAGUGCAGCCGGGCACAGUCCCCUGUGCAGGUCCCAUGACAGCUCGGAGAUUACGUUUUUUGUUGAUGGUUUAUUUCCAAAGUGAAUAUCAAGUUUUGAAGUAUUCAACGUUUACUGUCCACUGAAGUUUUUUUUUAAAAAGCAAAAGUUGUUUUUCACUUUCUUUACUGUUACAACCUUGCAUAACUUAUGGUUUUGUGCCGAGGUCCAAAUGUUGAGUCAUAUAUUUCGUUACUACAUUAUUUAUUCAUCUGUUGAAUGUCUGUUUUUUUAUUGUAAUUAUUCUGAAUCACUAACUAUGAAAUUCUGUCCUGUUUUUUUUUUUAACCUUGAAAUGCAAGCAAAUAGUCUUUGAUGUUUGCACAGUGUAUUCAGCAGUUUGAAAACUUUAGAUAAUUUCCAAAAUCUUUAAUUGGAGAUGCUUUCCAAAGAUGCACUGUGUUUAUUGAGGCGGUGUCCCAUCUGUUUGUCUGCACUUGGUCUUUAUGAUACACAUCACUUUGCGGAGAAAAGUACAGUGCAUCUGGUCUUGUAUUAUGCAAAGUUGCUCUCUGUUUGUGAUAUAAAGCAGCAAUGAACCCGUACAUUUUCCUGGAAAUUCUACAAACAAUAAUGGUGGAUGUAGAUCUGAUUGUUAUAUAGCCCACAAAUGAUGCUGCUUUGUUAAAAUUUGACAGCUAGGUUGCGGGGGGGGGGGGGAGAAUUAAAGAUGUCAAAAGUGGGGUGACGUAAACAAUAUUUUACCACUCCACCCAGCAGCUUUGUUGCAUCUUGUUGCAGUUGCCCAUCCCAUCUGUUGCUUAUUGAAUUUGUAGCUGAACCUGCUUAAUUUUACAUCAUGUUAAUACAAGUGUAGAGAGCAAGCAUUCUGCAUCGAGCAAAGGGAAGCCUAUUUCACACAGAUGGCUGUGAAGGGAGGCAAACACGGCUUGAAUUAGUUAACCUUUUAAGAUAUUUUUGAAGUAGUUUUGAAGUCACUUGAGACAUAAUUUGUGUAUUAUUGUACCAGGAGAUGAAGGACUAAACUCAGUGUCACUCAGAUCCUGGUUUGAUGCUGAAACCUUCAGUGGUACAUUAUUGUCACAUGUACCUAAGUACAGUGAAUAUAUUUUUUGCAGCGGCUCAGUGCCUUCCUACUGUGCAGGAAGAGCAAAGUUCAGGUUAGGCUCUACUUGUCAUUCACGCCUUCAAGGGGUUGAUGAAAGGGACUCUGGUGGAGUCCUGGAUGCAGACAGCUUCCUUAAUUCCAGAUUAAUUUAAAUAAAAGCUUUAAAAAUGACCAGGGAGCCAGUGUCUUUCAAUGGAGGAGUUAAAAGAGCCUUUGUGAGAUGGCAUUGCACUGAGCCCUGGCAAGCACAUUGUAACAGUACUCAUUGAUGGCUAAAAUAAUAAAUUAGCAUCAAAUGUCAGUGAUUACACUGGAGUAGGUGGCAGUGUAGACCCACAGAGCAUCUGUUGACCAUUGCUGGACCGGAAUACAGCACCUCUCCGUGAACGUGCUGCAGAACUGACUCCUACCACACAACCUACAGGCUCCUCUUUCCCUCUCUAGCCUCUAACAAUGCUAUCCUAUCAGCAUGAUUUCCAAACAAAAUAUUUUGAAGAGAGGACCUUGAAGUUGACCAUCCGUUUUGCAAUGCCUUUGCUUCUUUCUUCCUCUUUCUUGGCCUCCACUCAGACUCAUCCCCUAGUAAAGUCAGGACACAAUCAGAAUAGGACACAAACUCCGGAGGACAUGGACAGGAAACGUUUUGGGUUGGGAUCCUUCUUCAGAUGGAUUGUGGCAGAGGGAGAAAGCUGGAAGAGGGGUUGGGGUGGGACAGAGUCUGGCAAGUGAUGGGUUGAUACAGGUGAGAGGGGCUUUUAAGUUCCAACUCUCUCCCCCUCUACCACAAUGAGUCUGAAGAAGGGUCCCGACCCGAAAUGUGGACUGCUCAUGUUCUCUAGAGAUGCCGCCUGACCCGCUGAGUUACUCCAGCACUUGGUGUAUUUUUCUAUGUAAACCAGCACCUGUUGUUACUUGUGUCCACACAAACAGAAGAGACCAUUCUAGCCUCAAACCAGUUCUGCAAUUUACUUACAUCAGGGGUCGGCAACCUACGGCCCCCGGGCCGAAUGCGGCCUGUAACCAAAAAUCAUCCGGCCCGCAGGCGGAUUUGUUUUUCACGUGAUCAUACGGAGCGCGGCCGAGCGCUGAGCUGUGGCUGUACUGCAUCCUGCGCAAAGCCGUGAUUUGAUGCCUGCAAUCCGGGGCGGGAUGGGGCUGGAUCCAUGUUUACACGUGAUAUAUGUGGCAUGCCAUCCGCUCACAGACAUGCGUCCCGGCCCCUAUGCAGAACAAGGUUGCCGACCCGACUCAGAUGCUUUCAUCCACUCUUCUUACCAGACUUUGCUGAUAAAUUCUAUCAUCAAGUGAUAAACCACCAUAUCUGUGGUUCCCUAAUUUGUGCUUUUGUUAAAUAAUGGAGUAACAUUUGCAAUUUUCCAGUCAAAAAGCAUAAUUCUUGCAGCUUUGGAAAAUUACGGCGGUGGGUUAGUCUUGAGUCAGGAAAGACAGACCUCAAUAGACUUUACUUUCAACAUCCAAUGAAAAUUCCAUAUAGCAGACUAGAAAACCAAUUAUCAAGAAUUGUUAGAUGUGGUUGCUGGUUACUGAAGCAAGAUGCAACACUUCUUGUGGUGAACUUUCGCCCUAAUGGACCUCCCAAGCAUCAAAAAAAUCUAAAUUUUUAAUUCAUUGGGCUACCAUUGCGUGCAAAAAAUGGUGCAAAUCCACUCUUAAUCAUUCAGUCUAACUGAGGGAGAUAUUGUUCAAAUUGGUUCUGAGCAUAGUCUAUAUGGCUUGAGCAGACCAAUAAAUGGGAGUUGUCAUUUUAUAACAUGAUAGCUUUUAUUGUGCAGUGCCCUGCGCAGACUUUUCCAUUUCCUGUUACAAGACUUAACACUAAAAACUUAGCAAAGAGGAAAAAAGUGAAAGCUUUGAAAACCAUUCCUGUUUGCAGAUAAGCCCUAUAGUUAUCUAUGUAAUAAUGUGUUUUUUUAAAUAAAAAAAUGAAUUUUGCUAAUUUGAUGCAGGGAGCCACUUUGUCAAGACUGGUCAGGAUGGAUCCUUUUACUUGAACACAGCAAAGUAAUGUCACAAAAUUAAUAUUGUGGGAUUCAGUUCCUGUCUAAGGAGCACAUUUCAAGUGUUGUGGGAAAAUAACCUCAGUUCAUCAUUUUGUUUUUGCUCUCUAUGGUAAAUUGACCAAAUGCUGAUUGAACCAACAAUUAGGUACCAGUGAAGGAAUUGUGAGGAUGCAACGUGUCAAUUAGCAGAACCAGACCAGGGUGAAUAAUUUGCAGUGGUUUAAAGUUGUGUUUGGAACAAGUUACAUUUCUACUGCAAGGCAAGCUGUAUAUUAUGAGAAAAUGAGCACAAAUUGAGAAUGGGAAGAAUGGGCUACAUAUCACAAGGCCAGACCUUUUGUAAAUAUAAAUAUACUUGACAUUCUUUAUUUAAAAUGCAGAGGGACUCUUUAGAGAAUUAUAGCAAUAAAUUAGAGAACUGUUAUGUGUUGUAUAAAGAAUUUGUGAAGUAUAUUUCUGUUCCUCUGUUCAUUUCAGCAGGCUUUGUUUUGUAAUGAGGCCACUGUAGAAUAAUGAGUAAAAAGAAAAAAAUUAAAAAUACUUUAGAACUGCUUAGACACAAUGACAGUGGAAAGUGAAACUAGACUGUGUAGUUUCUUCUAUUUAUCCUUUUAAUUUGAGUUUUACUUUUUUAUAGGUAUUCCUUUUGUGUAAUUUAUAUAUAGGUGUACAGACUAUAUGCUGAUCACUGGUUCCAAGCAGUUUCCCUUUAAGAACUGUUUUUAGUUUUGAUGUACCAAUUUUGUUUGGAUCAGAUGGCAGCACUGAAAGAUAAGCCCUCUUGUAGACCGACCCACUUAAAUCAAUGAUUUUAAAUGUUUCAGUGUUCAUGAAAGGUAUGUGUGUUCUUGUUACCUUGUGCUACCUAGACCCAGAAAUAGCUGGAAGAGCCAGAGUUAAUUUCUAACUGCACCUUGUGGUUUGCUUAUUGGUUUUGAGGAGGGGUGGAAAAUGAGUCAGACUUUUCAUGUGAAGCUGGAAUAUAAAUCUUCAACCCUUUUGCAAGCAUUGCAUGGCACUGGAGAACACAUCACUGCAGCAAUUACCUGAAUGUUGCCUUUUUCCAAAUGCACCUGUUUCACAACCCCUCCACACUGCGGUUGGUCUGCGUAUUUAUACUCAGACCUGAGCUGAUGUUCCAUAAACCAAAGGCUAGCAGUGACAGUGGAGCUCCUCGCACAACGUCACCCCUCCCACACUUUGGUUUCCAACAAAAUGGCUUCUCUUCUCUAUUUACCACCCUGCCCCAAAAAUUGAGUUUGGACCUCGAGGUGUGAAAAGGGCAUCACCUGUAGGUUUUUUUUAAUCGGUCGAGCAUUUCCAGUAACCUGGCUUUAGGUAUAAACUGUUCAGUGAUGAUUCAAGCACUGUGUUUAUUCACUUUUGUUUCCACUGUUGUUUCCAUUGUGUUGGAAACAGAUUAAAAUUUAACUAUCAAUAAAAGAAAAGAUAAAUGGAAGUUGAUAACUUUUAUAUUUUAGAUGUCUUAAUUUCUGGUUAGUAUAUGCUGUUUGUGAUGUACAGCUGUUCGAAAGACCAUAUUGUUGCGAUCUUCGAAACGUGUGCCUCCAUUGUCUGAUGGGUUAUCGUCAGAUCCACUAAACUCUGCUUACGCGCCCAGAGGUGGUCAGCUGAAGCUGCCUGUAUUAAACAAAGAAAUGUACUGCCUGUUUUCCCAAAUCAAUAAUUUAGAUAUCUGGAGAUUAACUGGGGAUGAGUAACCAGACUUUUGCUUAUCCUGCCAAUUUAUCUCUGGUUGUCAUGGUUGGUCAGGGUCCAUGAACAAGUGUGUGGCCAGGAUUGUUCUGGCAUGACAGCUGUAUGGCAUAGGAAGGGGAAUCAAAUAGCACAUUGCCAUGACAGUUGUCAGACAAAUUCUGCCUAAUUUAGCUUUACACUCUUGUGAUAGGAUGAUUUCCAAAUCCUACCAAGCAUGAGAGAUUGUUUCGCCAUCCUGCAACCCCUCCCCAAUGGACCUAGUCCAUCAGUUGGAGCUGGCUUCCAAAUGUAGGAGCAUCUCGGCAUUGGGUGUGAAGUGUGUGUAAUGCAAGGUUCCUGUUGCAAUCAAGGCUUCUUCCAAUUGUGUUUGCCCAUGUCUCCACAAAUAGCAUCAUGGCUCGGGAUUCUCUCUGCUCUUCAGUCUUUUACCAGUUUCCUGUUCUUAAGAUUAAGCCUUAGAAGACAUUGUUUUCAAAUUUAGUUGCAAUACUACGCUAAGUACUGAAUACCUCAUUUAUUUUGUAACAGUAUCCCCAGUUCUACUGAUAUGAUUGCUCUUGUAUCCUAAUCCUGUACCUGACUUGUUGAAAGCCUCAAUAAAAUGUUAACAUCCUGGUA